GUAUUUCUGGGCGGCCGCACGGCGCUGCGCGUGGAGUUUGGCCAGUUUGUUUCUUCGCCAUGAGUUCGGCGCCGCCCGUCUUCAUCAGCUCUGCGGAGGUGGAGCGGCUGCUGCCCCGUGCCAGCCUGCUGCUGCCGGGACUGGAGGCCGCGCUGCGCAACUUCUCGGCGGGCGCGGCGGGCGGGGUGGAGCAGCCGCUGCGAGCCGUGGUGCCUGUGCGGCCACAUGGGGGGUUCCUGGGGGUAAUGCCCGCAUACAGCGCCGCGGACGACGCGCUGACUACCAAGCUGGUGACGUUCUAUGAGCGCUGCGGGGACUCCGCCGCGCCGUCCCAUCAGGCCACCGUUCUGCUCUUCGACCCCCGCUGCGGCUCCCUGCGAGCGGUCCUGGACGGCUCUGUCAUCACGGCGAGGCGCACAGCAGCGGUUUCUGCCAUAGCUACCAAGCUGCUGAUGCCGAGGUCUGCAGAAGUGCUGUGCAUUCUGGGAGCCGGUGUCCAAGCGCGCAGCCACUACGAGAUCCUCACGGAGCUGUUCCCGUUCACGGAGGUCCGGCUGUGGAAUCGCAGCGAGCAGCGCGCGGUGAGGCUGGCGAGCGCCUUAGGCGGCGCGGUGCGGGUCUGCGGCACGGCCCGGGAGGCGGUGGUUGGGGCCGAUGUGAUCGUGACGGUCACCAUGGCGACGACGCCCGUUCUGUUUGGAGAAUGGGUGAAGCCGGGAGCCCACGUCAACGCGGUCGGAGCAAGCAGGCCGGACUGGAGGGAGCUGGACGACGUGCUGAUGAAGAGCUCUGUUCUGGUUGUGGAUUCCAGAGAGGCAGCACUGACGGAGUCGGGCGAUGUCAUCUUGUCUGGGGCAGAGAUUUUUGCUGAGCUGGGGGAGGUGCUGAAGGGUACAAAACCAGCGCUGCCUGAGAAAACCACAGUCUUCAAGUCUCUGGGGAUGGCCGUUGAAGAUACCGUAGCUGCAAAGUUUGUAUACGAUGCAUGGUCAGCUGGAAAAUGAAGCGAGAGCUCUGCAGUGCCAACAAGGUCAUGAAGCACCAGCAGAUCACUUGCACUUGGUUCCCUUGCAUUUCUGGUUAACAAGAUGGGCAGCAACCCCACCUGAAUGCAGCUUUCAAGCAUGAAAACUAAUACUUCACGGGACUUUCUGCUGUUUUCUAUAGCUGUUAGGUACCUUCAGCAUUGCUAGCAAACAUCUCGCACACAGUGUGUGGAUGAUGGCAGCACUUACACUAACAUGGUGUUCUUACAUGCUUUGCUAUGCCCUUCCUCGUUAUUUUUGGUGUGGCAGUCCAGGGUAGAUCUCAUGCUUUGAGCAGGCUCAUUCCCACUGGGGUAGCAGGCAGUUUGGAGACUGGAGUUCCACGUGUGGAGCUGUGAUGGUCGUAGUGCAGUGCUGGCUGUGAGCGGCUCCUCAGCCCUUCCAGGGCGCAGAGCCAGUCUGUUCUGCUGGGAUCAGCCCCCAGCAGUGCCCCAUUUCCUGCCCCAAACCUCACUGGUUUUCAUUUAGGAGCACAUUCCCCAGCAGGAUCUGUGUGCAAAGCCGUGCCUUCCCUGCAGGCAGGCUUUGUUGUAGGAGACCUGGUUCAGACAGGCUGAAACUGUACUGAAUCCCUCCCUUGCUGCUUUUCUGCCUGUGGUUUUGCCUUUUUUGUGUUGGAGGGACUCGCCCGAAAUGUCAGUGCUGAAAAUGUGCUUUGAUUUAAUGUUUCCUCAUGCUGGGAGGUUUCCUUAGUCGCCUAUGGUGUAUGCAAGCUGUUCUCAAAGCGUAUUGGUGGCUGGAACAGCACCGGCUGAUUUUGGCCAGUGGAACUUGGAGUGCACAGGGAAAUGGAUUCCACCUGGCUGAGUUGCCUGUUGGUAGCAGUGCUCGUCCCCACGGGUCUGUGCUGGGGCAGAAUGUCUGUGGUCCUCCCUUGCAGCAGAGCCAGGAAUGCUCUGCAGAAGGAGGGAAUCCCAUUCUGUGCCGUUACGCAAUGGCUGCACGGAAGGCUGGGUGGUGGCUGAGAGCAGCCUGGCUGUGCAUGCAGCCUGUGUCUGGAAGCUUCAUUUCAGCUGCCCUUGCACCUUCUUGCGGCCGGUCUGCCUCCUGUGCCUGGGGAGGAGCGGGUGUGGGGGGAAGGAGGCUGUGAAGCCCUGCGUGUGGGAACCUGGUUGGCAAAUAGGUACGUGUGGAAGGGGUUAAUGAGGACAGUGUCAGCUCAGAACAGUGAGGCAGGGCAGUGGGAAGGCAGGGAGCAGCAGUGUGCAUGGGUGCAGUUUAGCACAUGGGCGAGGUUUAGCACUGUGCGGGGGGCGGGGAUGGGAGGGGGAUGUGUUUUGUGUAGGUAAAGGUGGGACUGGACUGCUUUUGCUGCUGUCAGCAGAAAUGAGGGCAGACAUUCCUCCCCCCAGCUCUGCGUGUGUUAAUGACAGCAGCGUCACCCCGGUGUUUUUAGUGCUUUUUGCUUUGUAUCAUUUGUGAAGUGCUGAGAAAUGUGUCUGGGCUGCGGCUAUUACUGCAGAGCUGGGGAAUGUGGGGGGCUGUGGCAGCCGGGGCCACAGCAGUGCAUCGUGUGAGCCCCAGGUCCGUGCAGGGCAGCGCUGGGGGGUGGCUGCAGCGUGCUGCUGGUGGUGGUGCCCAGUCCAUUACGGCCACCUCAGAGAAGCUGGUGGUGCAGAGCAGCGCUCACAGCGACUGUUGGCAAUGGGAGCUGCUGUGAGCCCAAACUGAAACCACUGGGCUUCCCGUGGCCCCAGGGGGGAGCUGGGCUGCUCAGCACAGUGGGGCCACUUGGGUGCCAUCUCCAGGUCUUCAGAGAGCGAAGAUCAGGCCUCGCUGCUCUGCUUCCUUCUCUUACAGAUUGAGAGUCUCAAGAUUUGUUGUAACUCUCGUCUAUGUUAAAAUUAAAUAGCUCCUGUUCGA
Messenger RNA from Centrocercus urophasianus (Greater sage-grouse), 2909 nucleotides. RefSeq names its product crystallin mu (gene CRYM). Bases 60 to 1004 code for a protein of 314 amino acids. The transcript has 8 exons. Gene Ontology annotation, cellular component: cytoplasm. Gene Ontology annotation, biological process: thyroid hormone metabolic process. NCBI's taxonomy places the organism in Eukaryota, Metazoa, Chordata, Aves, Galliformes, Phasianidae. The record is from RefSeq and is a predicted model, not a curated record. Gene Ontology annotation, molecular function: thyroid hormone binding.